AUGGCAUCGCAGAAAAGCCUUCCACUUCCCCCAGACGGUUACUUCGAGUUCUCUCCUCCAAACCACUACGCACCCGGCUCGCCUGAUACGUUCUUUCGAGCGAAUGCUAACGUCCAACCAUCCACUUCCGACUCUGCGAACACACCACCAUCUCCACUCACGUUUACAAAGCCAUCUAGGCCAUCGCGACAGAGUGUGCAGCUGACUGCGAUCCCAUCGCUAUCGCAAUCUACCCACAAUACUCAAUCAUCCUCACCCACCUCGCAGAGUAAACCUACGGUCCCUCAUCAUCUGAAGCGGCACAGCAUCUCCCAUCCUCAUGCCGCCCACCACCCUCACAGUGUCUCUGUCUCUGGACCCUCUCCUCAAUUCCGCCGGGAGCGCGAGCGCCAGUUGGCCAACACUCCACGAGAGGCGCUCAUACAGCUAGCCAUCCGACGCGAGCAUGACUACUCCGAAGCCAAAUCUACUCUUACCAAGGCUCUCCUUCAGCUUGAGAAUGUCCGAGAUAAGCUAGCGCGCGAACAGGAAGCGCGCAGGUUGCUAGAGGAAGAAAAGAGGGUGCAAGGCGUCAAAACUACCAAAUCGAUCAUCGAUGCUCAACGAGAUGCGAUGCAGGCCAGGGAAGAGACCCGAGUUGCCAGAGUGCAAGUACAGAAUAUGCAGACCGAGUUAAAUCGUGCACGCGACGCUGUCCGACACCUCGAAGAUGAGAAGGAUGAAACCGAUCGUGCUCUCGUGCGCGCACGCACAUCGGCGCGGCAGUUCAAAGAGAAGGCCGUGCUCCUACAGGCGCGAGAGGAAGGUCGGCAAGAAGGCUUCGAAGAAGGGCUUCGUCAAGGUCGAGAUAUGCAUGCCCUCGCCGAGGCACCGACGGCAGCGCUACAGCAAGAACCUACAACACUGGUCGAAGAAGUAGAAGAAAGGGAAGAGCCACCACUUAAGCCACGCAAGCCACCCUCAGCGAGAGACGCUUCACGUCAUGGUACAAGUGGAGGGAGGAGGUCGAAUGGUACCGGGGCGGGUGCUCAGACUCCCGUAAACCCGAACUCGCUUGAGGAGGAGACUGCCAGAGCUAGCUUGCGAGCGAUUGAUGAACGGGAGAAUCUCCGCGUGAAGAUGCAACUGUCAGAUCUAGGGAGAAAGCUCGAUGCGAAUGAGCAGCGCUUAAAGGAGGGCGAACGUGAAAGGGAAAAACUGAGAGUGGAAAGGGAGAAAUUAGAUGCUGAGAAGAGGGGCCUCGAGGAAGAAAGAGAUCGCCAGGCGAGGAAGGUUCGCGAGCUGGAGCGAGAACAAGAAGACUUACGAGCCCGAGAAAAAGAGAGGCGAAGGCGCGACGAGGAAGAUCGUCGCCGUAUGGAGGAGGAAAUGAAUAGAGAGCUACGAGAACUCAGGCGCGAGCACUCUCGGCUGCACAGAGAGAAAGAAGAGGGAGAGAGACGGGUACGCGAGGAGCUCGAACGGGAACGCGAACGGCUUAAGCGCCUCGAGGAGGAGCAGGCUGCGCGAGACCAGAGGGAUAAAGACCGUGACACCAGCGCGGCGAUCGCUGCCGCCGCCGCCGCUGCUGCAGCUACUGCAGCUGUUGGAGCUGCUACAGCAUCCGCGUCUGGCGCGAAUGACGCUCCUCCGCUCGCACCCCAACCGCAGCAGCGCCUUUCGUAUCUGCCCAUGCCGCCGCCACCCAUGCCCAAUCCUAUUGUGAUGCCCCAGCCUCCGACGUCAGUCCCUCCAGUGUCGACAAGCCGCGCCGGUAGUGCUGGAGGUGGUGCGCCUUCUAUCGGGCUGCUGGGUGCAGGACCCGUACCGCGUACUGGUUCGGUUGGCUCCCGGCAUGCACGACGACGCCAAUCGGGAGACUCUUCUUCCUCAGCGUCGACUAUGCCCAUGGACAUGCUCCAAUUCCCUAGCGAGUCGGAGCGCGACCGCCUUCGCGACCGCGAGUUGAGCGUAAUCCAUGAAGCGGAGGACAGCUCUACUGUCAGAGGUGUGAGUCCCAGCCCUGGUGGCCCGCCAGGGAGGCCCGUGCCGACUUGGAUGACACAUCCACCAGUGGAUCAUGCGAGGGCGGAGAUGGAGGCCUUGCGCAGUGCAACUCCCAGAGGAGGACCAAAUGUUGAGGGAUGGAGAUCGAGCAUUGGCAAUGCACCACCAUCGACAGGCUCAAGCGUAUAUAGAACUAACCCAUAUCAGCAAGCGCCGAAUCCCGACUUCCUUGCUCCUAACUACCCACCUUCACUUUCACGCCGACCGUCAAACGCUAGCUCUGGGUCAGACUACAACAUCACAAUUGAACCUCCGUCGGGUCCGCCUUCAAGCAUCGACAACCAGGAAGCCGAUCGAACAGGUUCCUUCCUCUCACCAAAUCAUACGCCUAUCUCACUUCCUCAAAUCCAACCCAGUCAACCACGACGCCAUACUCCUGGAUCGCACGGAACGCCUGUUUUACCCGUCCGUCCCCCAAUCAGGUCUCCGUAUGACUUCGACACAAGCGGUAUCCCGACUGCACCGAACUCUCCUGUCCAAAGUGCUGCCGUCAGUGGUGGUAUGCCCAUAGUAUUAGAUGGCCCUCCACCUCCAGGAUUUGUCCCGCAGAUGAUAACUGACAAUCGCGGUAUCUCCACACCACUUACUGGGUGGACAGGUUUACCAGGUACAGGGGGACCUGGAGUGCCAGGGCCAACCGGACCUCCAGUUAUUCCGAGGUCAGCAAGUCGAGCAAGUACGGACAGUGAGCCGCCGAUAUGGAACGGCCCAGGCGAGAGACCGCUUUAUGGACCAAAGGGCAACCGGUUGGACAUCAAGAAACCUGGUGGUCCAUCGGGUGUAGCUGGUUCGGCUGGCCCAUCGACGAGCAGCGCACCGAUUUAUGGAAAUCCACUUAACAGGAAUCGUGAACAGGACCAACCGCUACGGCCUCCAACUUCCACCCCGACGCCUGACCCGUCGAUGCCAGUUACAUUCCCGCACUCGCCUUCCAGCUCCAACAGACCUGUCAUUCCAGAUGCCCCUGGCGGCCCACCUUCUACCUUUGGACAGGGAUUCGGCGGUGCAUCGUGGAGCACGCCUCACCAGCGUUCUGGCAGCCUAGGCGGGGCGACGCCGGGUGUAUUGACACGCGACCUCCCAGGUGCCGGACCUACGGGCUCUUCAACGAUCACCUCUCGUUCAGGGUUUGGGAUCUACGGGCCCCCUGCAGGUGUCGCUGGCUCAAGUGGUACUCCCCGUUUCCCAACAACCAAUGUGACGGGCACUCCAGGAGGUUUCGGCAGCUACGUGCCUGCCACGCUGCCCAAUCCCUCCUCUCCCAUGAUGUCGAUGCCCACAAUGCCGGUUUCAUCGCCCAUGUUGGUACCUAUGCCUAUCCCUUCGAUGCCUCCGUCCUCGCCAAUGAUGACUAGUGCACCAGUAAUACCAGUAAUUCCUGGUUCAGGGCCUGGAGCUGCGUAUGGAAUCCUAUGGGCCCCAACGAAGACGACGAUGGGUUUGAUGAGGCAACGGUAG
Cyclocybe aegerita is the source of this 3504-nucleotide messenger RNA. The record is from the annotation of a GenBank genome assembly. Lineage: Eukaryota; Fungi; Basidiomycota; Agaricomycetes; Agaricales; Hemipholiotaceae.